AGUUUGAGAAAAGUGAUCCGAUUAGAGAUCAGCAGAGCUGAAAAUUAAUGGAAUAGAAUUAAGUGGAUAUUGGCAACGAAAUUGUGUGGAGGCCAUGCUUACCUUCUCAGGCUACUUCCAGCGACUAAAGCAAAAGGACAAAAAGGGAUGAAAGAUAAGUCAACACUUUCUUCUGUUUAAGACUCUCUCCUUAUUGCUCUGUUUUAGUUCUGUCCAAAUGACUCCUAAUUGACACUUGUUGCUGUUAAAAAGUAAACUACAUAAUAAUCUAUCUAUCUAUCAAACCUAAGCUGAUUUCAACAUUGCUCUUAGAUAUUGUUACCAUAAACCAGAGACAAAAAAAAAUUAAUAAUGUUCAUUAGCUCUUAAGUAUUGGUCUCAUACCAGGUUGCACUUCCAGUUUGUAAAGUGACAAUUGGUAUAUGUAUAAUAACUCAAUACGUAUGUUGCGUUUUGGAAUAGUAAACCAUUUUAUGAAUUUUAAAAGCUGAUAUUGACUGACAAUCUGAUGAGGAAAUAAACCGACUGAACCAAGUCAACAACCCAAAGCGUGUUCCACUGACUUGUGUCCCAACCUUUCUUCAAAAUCUUGAACCAGUCUUUGUUUCACAUCUCCCUUGUGCCGUGAGUUAUGGUUCCAAAGACAGUUUCCUCAAAGACUUAAUGGACCUCCAACCAAACUUCGACAUCAUAAAGCUUCACCGAUCUUUCAGGUUCUAACAGCUUUUACUCUUCACGAUCUUUGUCUCGAUGUAAUAAUCUUUCGUGAUCCUUUCUUCCCACGCAAAAAAAAAAACAAACCAAGUUUUUAGGGUUUCACCAUUUGUCAACGACAUGGACGAAGAAUCUGCUUCUAACGGCUCCAUCUUCAGCAGAAACUUUGAAGGAGAAGACAUGAUGGGGAAAGUAAUCGUCUUCGCAAUCGUAUCCCUCUUCACAGCGACUCUGUUCCUCCUCUUGCUUCAUCUCUACGCUAGGCUCUUCUGGUGGCGUGUCGAACACAAUCUCAGCCUAAACCAAACCCAGCCCGACACUCCUGGCUCCACAGUCAUCGGCCGUAACAACCAACGACGUCGUUUCGUCUUCGCCCAAGGCCAAGAAGAUCCUCCUCGCCACGCCGGUCUCGACUCUACGAUCCUCCACUCGAUACCGAUCCUUGUUUUCAAGUCUCGCGACUUCGGAGACGGGCUAGAAUGCGCUGUUUGUCUCUCUCACCUCGUUGACGGGGACAAAGCUAGGGUUUUGCCAGGGUGUAACCAUGGGUUCCAUGUUGAUUGUAUCGACAUGUGGUUUCAAUCUCAUUCCACUUGUCCUCUCUGUAGAAACACCGUUGGUUCUGUUGAAGAGACAGGACAUGGAGGAAGUGAGGGUUUGUUGUCUCAAAAUCAAAACUUUGAAUCUGGGCAUUCGUCUCAAGAUCAGAGCUCUGUUCUUGGGUUUCCGACAGAACCUCAGAACUUCCCGACAAAUGUACUAGUUUGGGGAGAUCACGAUCAAGUUAGAAGUGCAGGUCUUGGUUCUAAUGAUCAUCAACACGAAUCUAAUAGUACCAAUAACUGUAACAGAGCACAAGAAGUAACGGCGGUUGUGGUGGAUAUUCCAGUGAGUUCAAGUGAGAACUUAUCGGAGAGAAUCGAAGAAGAAGAAGAAGAACCUAAGUCACCGAUGUUCACAAGGUUAAGAUCACUUAAGAAGUUGUUGAGUAGAGAGAAGAAAGGUGCUGUUUGCAUUAAUGGUUCAAGCGGUACCAAUAACAGCAAUGUUUGAAAUAAUAGCCAAUCUUGAAUCCAUUCAAGAAUUUAUGUUUUGGUGUGUUUUACGCUAAGUGUGACAUAUAUAGUUUGAUUCAAAUCAACAUUACUAUAGAUGAUUGAUUAAACAAUGCUUGCUACACAAUGGAGUCAAAUUCCAGUGAGUUCAUGGCUAGUCUAUUCUUUCAUAUAUACCAUAUAAUCCAUAGGAAAGAAUCAGAAUCGAUUUCCUUCGGAGCCCUCCAAAACAGAUAAUUUAGAUUAGUGUAAAUCGAAGAGGCUGAGAAGAUCCCAAGGCGGGAAGGGAUUCUUGAUAAAACCCAUGUUUGUAAUAUCGUCAUGUCGG
Raphanus sativus (radish) is the source of this 2097-nucleotide messenger RNA. RefSeq names its product RING-H2 finger protein ATL60. The record is from RefSeq and is a predicted model, not a curated record. Gene Ontology annotation, biological process: protein ubiquitination. Bases 835 to 1767 code for a protein of 310 amino acids. NCBI's taxonomy places the organism in Eukaryota, Viridiplantae, Streptophyta, Magnoliopsida, Brassicales, Brassicaceae. The transcript has a single exon.